Messenger RNA from Acaulospora morrowiae, 792 nucleotides. The record is from the annotation of a GenBank genome assembly. NCBI's taxonomy places the organism in Eukaryota, Fungi, Glomeromycota, Glomeromycetes, Diversisporales, Acaulosporaceae.
AUGUUUGAGCUGUCUCACGAAGCAUUACUCGAGGUGAUGGCAUACUUGCCAACUCGGGAACUUUGUAGAUUUAUGGUGUUAUCAAAGUAUUUUAACCAACGAAUCCGAGAAAUAAUAAUCGAUCGAUUUACCGAGGUUUUUUCUAAUCAAAGGAAACGUCUAUUGGUAUACAUGUCAAGGUAUGAUCUCCUGGAAUUGUCGGAAACUCACUAUGCAUUCGAUUUCACCUUCAAAAGCCUGAGCGGAGAAACCCUCAUAUCAACGUUCUUCGUGGAUUCUACACAACCCAAGGGAACCAUUGGACCGAAACGUGUAAAUCUAGAAGGGUUGAUCUUAUGCGGUGGUGGGGUCUGGAGACAACGACCGGUAAACAAUUCGAUACAGUACUUGGGUUGGGGGGUGGAUUCCGAGGAGAAGGAGGCAAGAAUCUACAUUUACGAUUGUCACUCGAGGAAGCCUUACACCAAAGCGUGCUAUGUGACCCACGGGCGAUUGAUUACGCCGGUGGACGGAUGCAUAUCAACCAAGGGAUGGUGGUCGGCACCGUUGCGUUCCAAAAACAAGAGGUUGACGUCAACGGCAGGGUUCGUGGGAAGAAAUAGAGCAAGUGACAAGGUUUCUGGGAUUCCCUACGUCAUGGGAAAGCUGAAAACCAUCACCAUAAAGGCAGAAUUGUUGUUGGUAGCUUGCGAAGAACAGCAUGCGGAUAAAUCCAAGAGUGGGGUGAAGUACUUGUUGAUGGAGGGAGGAGAAGAAUGCCUAAGACAAAAGAAGAAUUGUGUAAUCUGUUAG